CCUGAAGGCAUCACUAGUGCAGAUCAGUGUUGUGUGCGGUCUGCGCGCUGUGUUUGCUGCGUUUGUUGCUGGAUCCCCUCUGUCGUCCAUUAGAGCUCGGUUCCAUCCCCACUGUACGGCGCAGGCCCGAAGUAGCGCAGCCGCUCUGAGUCAUUGUAACGUGGAUCCAGCUGUGUACACCAGGUGGCCGAUAAUGGACGAGCACGUCGUUCACCAGACUGAACACAUGACCACCAUCGAGGCCAGCGCCGUCAGCCAACAGGUCCAGCAGGUACAUGUGACCACCUUUACCGAAGCGUCCAUGAUGAGCGCUGAGGAAGACUCAACGUCCUCACCAGAUGAUGAUCCUUAUGACGAUACGGACAUCCUCAACUCAGCUGGCACUGAUGAGAUCACAGCUCACCUGGCUGCCGCAGGGCCAGUAGGCAUGGCAGCUGCUGCUGCUGUGGCAACUGGUAAGAAAAGAAAGAGGCCUCAUAUCUUUGAAUCCAACCCCUCUAUCCGCAAGAGGCAGCAGACGCGUCUGCUCAGGAAACUGCGAGCUACCCUGGAUGAGUACACUACUAGAGUGGGCCAACAGGCCAUAGUGCUGUGUAUCUCUCCCUCAAAACCCAACCCUGUGUUCAAGGUGUUUGGUGCUGCUCCUCUGGAGAAUGUGGUGAGGAAGUAUAAGGGCAUGAUAUUGGAGGAUCUGGAGAACGCAUUGGCUGAACAUGCCCCCGCUGGUGGAGAGCUGGCCUCAGAGUUGCCUCCCCUCACCAUCGAUGGCAUCCCUGUUUCUGUGGACAAGAUGACCCAGGCCCAGCUGCGAGCGUUCAUCCCAGAGAUGCUGAAGUACUCAACGGGCCGAGGGAAGCCUGGCUGGGGUAAGGAGAGCUGCAAGCCAAUGUGGUGGCCUGAGGAUAUCCCUUGGGCCAACGUACGCAGCGACGUCCGCACAGAGGAGCAGAAACAAAGGGUGUCUUGGACGCAGGCAUUGCGGACUAUUGUUAAGAACUGCUACAAGCAGCAUGGCCGUGAGGAUCUGUUGUAUGCUUUUGAAGACCAGAUAACCACGACGACCACCACCCAGCACCACCUGACCACUGCGCAGAGUAUCGCUCAUCUUGUGCCCUCGCAAACUGUGGUACAGACCGUCAACAACCCUGACGGAACAGUCUCGCUCAUCCAGGUUGGCACAGGACACACAGUUGCCACCCUGGCAGAUGCCUCGGAGCUGCCAGGUGUGACGGUGGCACAGGUCAACUACACCACAGUAACUGACGGAGAGAUUGUCCCUUUCGAGGUGGAGCAGAACUGGGCCACCCUCCAGGGCGGCGAGAUGACAAUCCAAACCACUCAGGCCUCAGAGGCCACGCAGGCUGUAGCAUCCCUGGCAGAAGCCGCUGUUGCCGCAAGUCACGAAAUGCAGCCCGGAGCCACCGUCACAAUGGCUCUUAACAGUGAGGCAGCAGCCCAUGCUGUAGCGACGUUGGCGGAGGCUACUCUACAAGGCGGAGGGCAGAUUGUCCUGGCAGAGACAGCAGCUGCUGUUGGAGCACUGGCAGGGGUUCAAGAUGCCACAGGUCUGGUCCAGAUCCCAGUCAGCAUGUACCAGACUGUAGUGACCAGCCUCGCCCACGGCAACCGGCCUGUCCAGGUUGCCAUGGCACCUGUUGCCACACGCAUAGAUAACACUGUCACACUUGACGGCCAAGCCGUGGAAGUUGUGACCCUGGAACAGUGACAAUUAAGACCCUGGAAACAGUAGGAGGCACUGAAUGCCACCUUGGAGAUUUGAUUAUCCUACUGUCUUCCAAGACAUCACGCUGUGUACAAUGUCAAAUAUAUUUUUAAAUGUACAGCUGGAGGGGUAGCAAAAGUGAGUUAUCAAUGUGUUUACUAUGUAAAGAUAUUGCUUUUGUUGGUAUGAUUUUUCUCCAAUUUAGCUUCAUGUUUUUUUUUGUUAGCUCUGUGAUGUUGAGUAUUUAUUUCUUUACAAUUAAUCUUUACUUAAAACAAAGAUGAACCAAAAAGCCACCAUGCUUCAUCCAGAGUGUGUAACUAUCACUGUUCUGGAUUUACAUUAUCGUCUAUGUGCUUGACUGUUUUGUUUUUAGGAUGCAUUUACAAUUCAGUGCCAUAGUCAGAGAUCACUCCUAUGUUACCCAUAUCCUUGAUCCCUAUUCUAAAUGUCACUCUUUCCACCUCAACUCACCUAAAACUCUGGAACAGCAUCUGAGCUCCCAGACAUUUCACACAUUAGAUGAGGAAAUAUUGUUGUAUGCUUUUCCCAUUUCUGUUUUACUGUAGUGCACGCACAAGCCAAGAUUUGUGAAGACUCAGGAUAUACAUCAAUAUGUUUUUUACUGCUGAGCUGCCUUCCUGAAGCAGCUAUUUUGUCUACCAAAUGCAUUUAUUUACAGUGCAUGGAUAGGGGCAUCCUUUGGUAUGUUUUUUUUUUUUUAACAUUAACUUGUAUGUCACUUGUCAUACUUGGACAGGAGCUGCAGUAUUUGUGAUGCAAAUAUCAAAAAGGCAUCUCUUUAAAUCUUGCAACAAACCUAAAUUUGCUUGUUAAGAAUCAACUUAGUUUGAUGCAGCUUAACAGUUGGUUCAAUUUUCACCACUAUUUAAAAAAUAAAGUCCAAUAAAAUGGCUGCUGUUCACCAUUCA
Messenger RNA from Etheostoma spectabile (orangethroat darter), 2655 nucleotides. RefSeq names its product nuclear respiratory factor 1 (gene nrf1). Gene Ontology annotation, molecular function: DNA-binding transcription factor activity. The record is from RefSeq and is a predicted model, not a curated record. The transcript has 13 exons. NCBI's taxonomy places the organism in Eukaryota, Metazoa, Chordata, Actinopteri, Perciformes, Percidae. The coding region runs from base 194 to 1726 and encodes 510 amino acids. Gene Ontology annotation, biological process: regulation of transcription by RNA polymerase II.